Messenger RNA from Haemonchus placei, 702 nucleotides. The record is from the annotation of a GenBank genome assembly. Lineage: Eukaryota; Metazoa; Nematoda; Chromadorea; Rhabditida; Trichostrongylidae.
AUGCUGGAUCAAACUAUAUGUUGUUGUGAACCACCGCACUAUUUCACAGUGACGAUUGACAGGCAAUAUGCUACGAUAGUUAUCGAUGCCUUGAAAAUGCGUUUAGUAGCUGAGCGCUUGCCGGCUACAUCAUGCCAAGCAUUUAUAUGUCCGACGAUGUCUGCUGACAGUGGUUGCGUUACGGUUAACAUCCCCAUCGGAUAUUACGAAGGAGGUUGCCGGUGGUUUAUAGAAAUGGCCAAAUUAUUCAGCGGAAAAGCUUAUGCAAAAACCAAUUGCACUUAUAAUACACGGCCAUUAGCAGAAUCAGGAUGGCUUCCCAUAUUUAUACCUGCAGAAUUUGUUGCAUCGACUGAAGAAAAAGUUGAAACAGAGCAAAAACCUGUUGUACAACCUCCGAUAGAUGCAGAUCACUAUGAUGAUGGCAUCGUCAUUUCCAAUGACCUAAACAAACACGUAAUUGACGAUGGGCUUGAAUUUCAAAGAAUUCUGAUUAUCAGUACGAUGACGGUCGUACUUGGCUUCAAUGUGGAGCAGCUACAACCAUCUGCUUUGUCCAAACAUUGUUUUACACAAAAUGUUGUCCCACAUGACAAAGCACUUCUGUGCACAUCGUCUCCGCCAGCAGAGCGUCUGUCGACAUUCGUUCCCCUUUCCAUCGAGCUGGUCGUUCAAAACGUUUUCCAGCUCGGUGGACUUUGA